AUGUCCAGCACGACCCAGCCCCAGGGCGCCCUCGGUGAAAGCUUCGAGACGUCUUCGUCCUCGGUUCGCCAUUCGCGGCCGGGAAGCAUCUCCCUCCCGCCGCCACCGCCGCUGGACCGUGACGAGCCCGCCGCCGACUUUGACACCAACACGCUCGCCCUCGUCCUCCCCCACCAGGCCCUGUUUGCCCCCGAGGCGCUGCAUCUCCUCCGCGAUGCAUUCUCGGGUUACGGUCCUCUGGCGCACUGGGCUCCCGUGCGUGGCUUUGGCCGUGUGAUCAUUGUGUAUGAGCGCGACGAGGACGCCUUGUUGGCCAAGACGCACGGCGACUGGUUCCGUCUCGACGUGGAUCUGGACGCCGAGGACGACGACCACGAGGCCCAGAAGCCUGUCGACGCCACCACCCAGCCGGGAGAGGGAUACUUCGGGCACUCGCGCAAACCGUCGCGCACAUCAAAGGGCAUCGUACUCCGCGUCUACGCCCUCCCCCGCACCGAUCUGAGCGGGGCAGACAACCACCUGCGUCCGCCCGAGGUCGAGCGCAACUUCCUGAUCUCGCCACCGGGCUCGCCACCCGAGGGGUGGGAGCCCAUCGUCGAGGAGGGCCCGAACGCGGCACCUUUGGCCGACGACCUGCGGCGCGCGCUCGAGGCUCUCCAGCUCUCCGGACGCGGCCGGGGGCCCGAGGUUAUCCUCGACGAAGGCGGCGUGCGCGUCGAAGUCGAGGACACGAGCCACGACGACGUGCCCGAGUGGGGCGAGGAGGAGGUCCAGACCGGCGGACCGAACAUCUGGGUCGCGCCGAGCCAGGAUAAUGGCAUGCCCACCUCUGGGUUUGGAGGACUGGGCGGGAGCGCGUUCCCCAAGGCGACUAUCGCCAGCAUGAUGCCGACAGCGCGCCCGCCGCCGCCCGCGUAA
Molecule: messenger RNA, 918 nt
Organism: Apiotrichum porosum
Lineage: Eukaryota; Fungi; Basidiomycota; Tremellomycetes; Trichosporonales; Trichosporonaceae
Gene: CBP1
Product: carbohydrate-binding module 1 protein
Exons: 2
Coding region: 1-918 (305 amino acids)
Biological process (GO): calcium-mediated signaling
Cellular component (GO): cytoplasm; nucleus
Molecular function (GO): calcium-dependent protein serine/threonine phosphatase regulator activity
Source: RefSeq, a predicted model, not a curated record